AUGACCAUAUCAUAUGAUACAACCGUACAAUGCACCAGAUUGAAGGACACCAUCAUAGCGCAAAAACACUAUCGUACUACUGGAACGAUACCAACUGCUCUGGAUGCCAAAGUCGUCACAGCACCGUCGAAACGCUGUAACAUAGGCCAAACUUGGGAUAUGCUCCAGAUGCCGCAAUACACCCCGGACACCACCAUAGUACGAGGAUGUCAUGACAUAACCAGAAUGCCGCAAGAUACCCCGAAUGCCGCCAGAACAAGAGGUCAUCGCAGCAUCGCCGGGAUGCCAGCACAAGUGUCAGAUAUUGCCGCAAUAUACGAUUGCCGCAGCACUACCAGGACGCUGUCAUAA
Molecule: messenger RNA, 351 nt
Organism: Acaulospora morrowiae
Lineage: Eukaryota; Fungi; Glomeromycota; Glomeromycetes; Diversisporales; Acaulosporaceae
Source: the annotation of a GenBank genome assembly